Molecule: messenger RNA, 2398 nt
Organism: Sphaerodactylus townsendi
Lineage: Eukaryota; Metazoa; Chordata; Lepidosauria; Squamata; Sphaerodactylidae
Gene: TTC12
Product: tetratricopeptide repeat domain 12
Exons: 22
Coding region: 161-2293 (710 amino acids)
Molecular function (GO): protein binding
Source: RefSeq, a predicted model, not a curated record
GCCCUGACUCCCGGCCGCCAUUUUGGACCCCGCGGUUGCCAUGGAGACCGCCGGGACGCUGCUCGACCUGCGAGCAAAGUGGGAGCGGAGGGGCCGGUGGAAACGCGCGCAUCGUCCGCGCCGCGCAGGACUGCGGUUUCCUUUGUGAUUUGAGGUCAAGAUGUCUAAUCAACAAGAGGAGCAGGAUUUGCAGAGGUUCCUUAGUGAUGUGGAUGAAAUUACCACCUUGAUUCAAGGCCUGAAUUCCACAGACCCAGGUGUUCAGGAGAAAGCCAUCGCAGAUACAGAGAAAAGAUUCAGCUCCAUUAAGGAGAAAGAAGAGAAUGACUCCAGCCGCAGGGUGGACAGAAGUCUCGUCAAUACACGUCCAUCUGUCAAGGAUUUGCCAGAUCAGGAGGGGCUGACAAAUCCUGAGGGUUUUAUGGCUGCUUUAGAAAAGGAUGCCAAAGAACGAGCCAGGAGAAGAAAAAAGAAUGAGGCCCUUGCAAAUGCACUAAAAGAACAGGGGAAUGACGCUUUUGGCAAAGGGGACUAUGCGGCUGCCAUCCAGAAAUACACGGAAGGACUGAGGAAGCAGAAGGAUAUGCCGGUGCUGUAUACCAACAGAGCACAGGCGUACAUCAAGUUGCAGGAGUAUGAAAAAGCUGUCCUUGACUGUGAAUGGGCUUUAAGGUGUGACGAAAAAUACCUCAAAGCUUUCUUCCACAUGGGAAAAGCGUGCUUGGCAUUGAAGCAGUACAGUAAGUCCAGAGAUUGCUUCAUGAAGGUAUUAGAAAUUGAUCCCCAAAAAGGAAAGCUGUGCAAAGAUUGCUUGAACGAAGUAGACUUGGAAGAAAAAAGACAGCGUGAGGAAGAGGAAACCACCAAGGAGUUGGAAUCUGGAAAGUGCACAGCCGUGUCUGUGAUCAAGUUGCUCCAGAAACUCAACAGGCCUAAUGAAAAUGCCCUUUUUUAUGUGGGUGGGAUCCAGCUUUUGACUGAUACAAUAAAAGACUGCACUGAACAGACCUUGUUCAGGACAAACAAUGGAUUCAGUAUCAUCAAUGACAACGAGGUCAUCAGAUGUGCAUUCCAUCCUGAGACGACAUCCCCUGCCGAAGUGGAACUGUCUCUUUCCCUCCUCCUCCUGUGGCAAGCAGUCUGCAAAGGGAAUGAGGAGAACCAGCGGCUGCUUCUAACUCAUCCCUACGUGAACUCGCAGCUUCCCACCCUGCUGCUCUCAGAGGUGACUACAAUCCAAGAGCAGAGUUUGGCCCUGCUGUCUCUCUAUGCCCAGACGGAGCACGGAAGGAGCCUGCUGAUCCGACACCUGGACCUAACCAAAUGGCUGCAGAUCUUGAUGUCCUUUGUUACUGUUUCUGACAGCCGAGCUAGUUGUGCGAUGAACCUGCUAACCAGUCUUAACAUGGAUGAGAAGUUCAAAAUCCAGUGCCGUAUCAAACUCUCCACUGAAGUACUUCCUCUGUUUGCACAGUUGCUGAAUUCUCUCAAGACAGUGAACCAGGCAGCCCUCGUACAGUGCAUUUCCAUCAUGGGCGACAUCUGUUCUGACACGGUUAUCCGGAUGCAGAUGGCUGAAAGCCAGGAAUGCUGGCUGGCCUGCUUAAACCUUGUGGACGAGUGCUGGUCUGAAAGCAGAGGCAGCAGAUACCCAGCGUGCCUCCAGGCAAUCCUCGGCCUGAUGAUGAACCUCUGUCUGGAGUCGAGCCUGGCCAUUCAGGAGCUUGCAGAAGAGAUCUCCCAGAGGUGCAUGUCUCUCCUCAGCAGUCAGGAUGGAACUGUCGUGACUCGAGCGGUUGGGCUGUUGAGCCGCAUCCUGCCUGCGAGUCCAGCCGCUGUGGAAGGGAGGGUGAAGCAGGGCCUGGUGAUGAAAAUGAUCCGCUUUCUGAAGGUAGGUGGGCAGGUCACAUCUGGCUAUGCGAUAAAGACCCUCGCUGUUUGCGCUAAGAGUAGCCGGCAGGCUCAGGAGGAGAUUGUGAAGCUGGACAAGAAAUGUAGCAUGCUGCUGAAACUUUUGCUCUCUGAGGACGAGACGGUGGCAGGAAACGCUGCUUUCUGCCUCGGGAGAUGCCUUGAGGUGCCUGGGACUGCCACGGAUUUGUUAAGCACUAAUGUUGUGAGGAUCUUAUUGAAACUUGCCGGUGGCAAUGCUCGAAAGGUCUCGGUGCAAGAGAACGCAGCGAUCACUCUGGGGAAGCUCUGCAUGGCGGAUGCAAGGCACACCAACCGGUUGCGGGAGCUCAAUGGAAUGGCCGUCCUGGCCUCCGCCACGAAGCACAUGCAAGGAUUUUAAACUCUUCUAACAGUACUCUGAAAUAGGCCCACGAUGCCUGCUAUAUCUCUGGCCAGAACUGCCCCCGUCUUUUUUUCCUCUCCAAUAAAAGAGAAUUGAUGGAAA